This is a messenger RNA of Capsaspora owczarzaki ATCC 30864, 1542 nucleotides long. RefSeq names its product 5'-AMP-activated protein kinase catalytic subunit alpha-2. Gene Ontology annotation, molecular function: ATP binding; protein serine/threonine kinase activity. The coding region runs from base 1 to 1542 and encodes 513 amino acids. The record is from RefSeq and is a predicted model, not a curated record. Gene Ontology annotation, biological process: protein phosphorylation; intracellular signal transduction. The transcript has 9 exons. NCBI's taxonomy places the organism in Eukaryota, Filasterea, Ministeriida, Capsasporidae. Gene Ontology annotation, cellular component: cytoplasm.
AUGCGCACGGUCAUCGGCUCGCCCAUCUCGACCCCCGUGCACCACAACCACAUGAGUGGCCAUGGCACUGCGAACGCCGCGCUCGCUGGGCUGCACCCGUCGUCCAUCCCGUCCACCCCAGAGUCGUCCCGCGGCCUCGUCAAGAUUGGCCAGUACGUCCUCGGCGCCACCCUCGGCGUCGGCUCCUUUGGCAAAGUCAAGCGUGCAAGACACGAAUUCACAGGACACGAGGUCGCAGUGAAAAUCCUCAACCGCAACAAGAUCAAGUCGCUGGACAUGGUGAGCAAAAUUCGCCGCGAAAUCCAGUACCUCAAGCUCUUCCGCCACCCGCACAUCAUCAAGCUGUACGAGGUCAUCUCCACGCCGACAGACAUCUUCAUGGUCAUGGAGUACGUCUCUGGAGGUGAACUGUUCGAGUAUAUCGUCAAGCAUGGCAAGCUGUCGGAAAAGGACGCAAGACGCUUCUUCCAACAAAUCAUCUCGGGCGUGCACUACUGCCACAAGCACAUGGUGGUGCACCGCGAUCUCAAGCCCGAAAAUCUGCUGCUCGACUCCAACCUGAACGUCAAGAUUGCCGACUUUGGCCUGUCCAACAUGAUGACGGAUGGUGACUUUUUGAAGACGAGCUGCGGCUCGCCCAACUAUGCCGCGCCCGAGGUUAUCUCUGGAAAUGUUCGCACGGUCUCACCACCUCGGUCUCCUCCUCGUCGCGGUAGAUUGUAUGCUGGCCCGGAGGUUGAUAUCUGGAGCUGCGGCGUCAUCUUGUACGCGUUGCUCUGUGGAAAGCUUCCGUUCGACGACGAGUUUAUUCCCAAUCUGUUCAAAAAGAUCAAGGGCGGCAUCUUUUCGCUACCAAGUCAUCUCUCCGAUCAGACGAAAGAUUUGCUAUCCCGUAUGCUCCAUGUCGAUCCACUCAAACGCGCCACGCUGGAGGAAAUCAUCUCCAACCCAUGGUUUGUUCAAAACUUGCCAGCGUACCUGUUUCCCGCUGCGGAUGCCAUCAACACUGAUAUUUUCGAGGAGGAUAUUGUGGAAGAAGUUUGUCAGAAAUUCAACGUCUCUCACCAGGACGUCAUUGCAGCACUCCGCGGUCUCGACCCGUUCGACUCACUCAAGGUCGCGUACCAAUUGAUCAAGGAUAACAAGAGCAUUUAUCAGCACGAAAUGUCCGCGCUUCGGGAAGCUCCCGCGGUCACGCACGCCCGCCCUCGCACGGCCUCCAUGACUGGCAAGUCGUCCAAGAAGAAGCGUUCUCGCUGGCAUCUCGGCAUCCGCAGCCGCUCAUCGUCCAUGGAUGUCAUGUCCGAGGUUUUCCGGGCGCUCAAAUCGCUUGGCUUUGAAUGGAAGGUCGUUACACCUUACUUGCUUCGAUGCCGAUGCUACAACUCUAGCACUGGCACCAUGCUCUACCAAGUGGAUGCGCAGCAAUUCUUGCUCGACUUUAAAAACCUCUCCGAGUCCGAAGACACCGGCGCCGCCUGCAGUCUCGAGUUUUUCGAGUGCUGUUCGCUGCUGAUUCGUGAGCUUGCCAUCACCGCGUAA